AUGGGGGAUUCAGAAAUUGAAAUUCAGUUACAAUUCGCCCCCCAAAACAAGAGGGAAAAAGGAGGCAACGAGGAACUUCAUAGUACAAGUGUACUGCGAAGGCAAAAGUUCAGCUUGCUGCAACUAGUAAGUAUUCAGGGUCAACUGGUCUGGAAAAUCACAGGUAGUAUUACUAGUGUUGAGUACCGCCAGGAAUCCUUCGUCAACACGUGCUUAGAUCACCUGACUGACAAUCACAUGAGCCCCUCAAGGCCAAGCCAGUUAGCAGAAGUUGACCUCUCCUCGGCUUCUCCGUGCGAUGAAAUUUUCGAGUCAGCUGCGUGGAAUCGGCAUGUCACUGACUACUACUAUAACGUGGAGCUGCACGGAUAUUCUGCGAGCCAAUCCUCGCCUUCCCUGAGGUGA
Molecule: messenger RNA, 405 nt
Organism: Aspergillus niger
Lineage: Eukaryota; Fungi; Ascomycota; Eurotiomycetes; Eurotiales; Aspergillaceae
Exons: 3
Coding region: 1-405 (134 amino acids)
Source: RefSeq, a predicted model, not a curated record